AUGGCCCAAACAUCAACAAUCUACUGCCCGCCCUUCGACCACCCAGACAUCUGGGCCGGCAACUCCACCGUCAUGCACGAGAUUGCCGCGCAAUUGCCCGACCCAGACGUCCUGAUCUGCUCCGUCGGUGGCGGCGGUCUGAUCAACGGCAUCUGCCAGGCCAUGGACGAUCUGCACAUGGAAACGACGGUGCUUGCCAUGGAGACGGCGGGCGCGGAUAGCCUCGCUACGUCGCUGCACGCGCGCGAGCUUGUUACGCUCGACAAGAUUACGUCGCAGGCGACGAGUCUGGGGUGCGCGCGCGUGACGCCUGAGACGUUUGCGUUUGCGCAGCGCAAGAAUGUGCGCAGUGUUGUUUUGCCUGAUGCGGAGGCGGCAAUGGGGUGUUGGCGGCUCGCCGACGACGAGAGGAUUAUGGUGGAGUUGGCGUGCGGAAUUAAUGUUGCGCUGUGCUAUGAUGGACGGUUGGAGAAGGCGCUGGGCAGGCCGGUGAGGCCGGAGGAUAAGGUUGUUGUUGUGCUGUGUGGGGGCAGUAAUGUUACGAGUAAGAUGCUGUGUGAGUGGCGCAGUGAGUAUGCGUAUAUUGAAGAGGAGACGGAGGCGCGGAGGAGUGAUUCGGCGCUGGGGAGUGAGGAUGAGGAGGAUGUGCCGAGUAAGGAGAGUAAGCCGAUUGUGCUGGAGGGCGUGGAGGUGGAGUGUCCUGAGGGGUGUGUGAGUUGUGCUUGA
Messenger RNA from Parastagonospora nodorum SN15, 726 nucleotides. RefSeq lists its product as hypothetical. The record is from RefSeq and is a predicted model, not a curated record. Gene Ontology annotation, molecular function: threonine deaminase activity; L-serine ammonia-lyase activity. Lineage: Eukaryota; Fungi; Ascomycota; Dothideomycetes; Pleosporales; Phaeosphaeriaceae. Gene Ontology annotation, biological process: L-threonine catabolic process; L-serine catabolic process. Bases 1 to 726 code for a protein of 241 amino acids. The transcript is spliced from 2 exons.